AUGACGGGUGCCAAGGUCCAGCUCUUGGGGUCCACUCCCCACACAAAUUACAAAAUGCCUGCCAUCAACAACGCUCUGGUCGCCCGUGAGGCCUUCUCCCACAUCGCCAAGCGUGAGAACUGGGCCCAGAAAGAGGCCGGUGUCGUUGUCGUCUUCUGCAUCGUCUUCGUCGUCGCCCUUGGUGUUCUCAGUCUGUUCAUCAGCAAGAAGAUCUCUGCCGCUCGCGCCAGGAAGCAAGCGCUGCAAGGUUAG
This is a messenger RNA of Diaporthe amygdali, 252 nucleotides long. RefSeq lists its product as uncharacterized. The record is from RefSeq and is a predicted model, not a curated record. The coding region runs from base 1 to 252 and encodes 83 amino acids. The transcript has 2 exons. Lineage: Eukaryota; Fungi; Ascomycota; Sordariomycetes; Diaporthales; Diaporthaceae.